CGGGUGCUUCCAGCUUCUGCCUGCGCUGGCAGCCUAGCAGCCACAGCUAAUCUGAUCCGAAGGCCAGAUCUCCACAGGGUGGCAGACAUGUCGAUGCUGGCGGAGCGUCGGCGGAAGCAGAAAUGGGCUGUGGAUCCAAGAAACACUGCAUGGAGUAAUGAUGAUUCCAAGUUUGGCCAGAGGAUGCUAGAGAAGAUGGGGUGGUCUAAAGGAAAGGGCUUGGGGGCUCAGGAGCAAGGAGCCAUAGACCAUAUUAAAGUUCAAGUUAAAAAUAACCACCUGGGACUUGGGGCUACGAACAAUAAUGAAGAUAACUGGAUUGCUCAUCAGGAUGAUUUUAACCAGCUUCUGGCUGAGCUGAACACUUGCCAUGGGCCAGAGACAGCAGACUCCCCAGACAACAAGGAAAAGAAAACAUUUAGCCUUGAGGAAAAGUCCAAAUUCUCCAAAAACCGGGUUCAUUAUAUGAAAUUCACAAAAGGGAAAGAUCUGUCAUCUCGGAGCAAAACGGACCUCGACUGCAUUUUUGGGAAAAGGCAGAGCAAGAAGACCGCUAAGGAGGAUUGCGGCCCGGCUGCUGCAGAUGGAAACGAGCCCUCCACCACCACAACCAGCUCCUUCACCAUCCAGGAGUAUUUUGCUAAGCGGAUGGCUCAGCUAAAGAACAAACCACAGGCCCAAGCUCCAGGGCCUGGCCUUUCAGAGCCCCCAGUAGAAGGAAAAAGGGAAAAGAAAAACACAAAAGAAGCAACAGGUAAAGAUGUGGAGAAUCUCCCCAAACCCAAGGCCAAGCAGCCUAAAAAGAAAAAGCGUGAGGAAGAGGAGAGCCAGGAACCUGUGGCCAAGAGGAAAGACCAAGCUGAGAAGCAGCCCGGAGAGUCCUAUGGGGACAAGUGUCCCAGUGCUUCUCCCGAGACUGCAGGAGACUAUAUGCAGCCCUGUGAUGACCAGGAUGGUGCCCAAAAGCCCAAAAAGAAGAAAGCAAAGAAAAAGCAGCAAAAGUUGGUAGAGGUAGCAGUAGAUGCUGUGCUAGAUGAAGCACCCGGGAAAAAGAAGAAGAAGAAAGCUUCCAGGUGAAUUCUCACCAGGCAGAGCCUUCCGACCACUCUGCUGUCAGGUGCUGCCAGGCAAACUCUCUGGCCUGAAGUCAGAGCAGAGGGAGCCCCACGCAGACGGGGCACAUCUUUUAACAUGCCCGUGAACUGCUGAGUCUCGCCCGCUCACCACAUCU
This is a messenger RNA of Castor canadensis (American beaver), 1231 nucleotides long. It is a transcript of the gene Pinx1, whose product is annotated as PIN2 (TERF1) interacting telomerase inhibitor 1. Gene Ontology annotation, cellular component: nucleolus. The record is from RefSeq and is a predicted model, not a curated record. Gene Ontology annotation, molecular function: telomerase inhibitor activity; nucleic acid binding. Lineage: Eukaryota; Metazoa; Chordata; Mammalia; Rodentia; Castoridae.